This is a messenger RNA of Exophiala aquamarina CBS 119918, 921 nucleotides long. RefSeq lists its product as uncharacterized. The transcript is spliced from 2 exons. The coding region runs from base 1 to 921 and encodes 306 amino acids. The record is from RefSeq and is a predicted model, not a curated record. NCBI's taxonomy places the organism in Eukaryota, Fungi, Ascomycota, Eurotiomycetes, Chaetothyriales, Herpotrichiellaceae.
AUGAGUAGUCGUCCGGGGUACAUAAGCGAGCUUAAGGCUCCCCAAGUUGCAUUACCUGAUAUCGCCGAACACGGAAUCAAAGUCGUGGUCAACACCGGCGUCGCCGACACCAAACUGGCACACAAGCUAGUGACCCAGAUGGUCAGCGACAAAGGCCUCAACCUGAACAUUGCCUGGAUUGGGGGGACGAGGCUCUUGAUGCCAUUACCGAGCUACGGGGCACCAAGUCUUCUCGCUUUGAGAACAUAUGCACCGGCCAAAUCCUUGAUGACUGGCAAUUUGAGCCUUUGUACGCGCAGAGUUACUUGGGUCCUUUUGACCUAUGUCACUGGAGGCUGCUUUAGAGGGUUCAAGUCCUUGAAGGGCAAAUGGCAAUCAUUGGCAUCUCCCCUCGCAGAGAUCAGUGCCGCUGGGGAAGUUGUCAUCACCAAGCAGAAGAACACUCAGGGCAUUUUGACAGUCGACACAUGCACUGCACAACUUCUCUACGAGAUCCAAGCGCCGUACUACUACAACUCAGAUGUGACGGCAGUCAUCGAUCAGGCUGUAUUCACUCAGAUUGGUCCCGAUCGUGUAGCUCCCGCAGGAAUCAAGGCCUAUCUACCUCCUCCAACAACCAAAUUAGGUAUCACUGCCCAUGGGGAAUACUCAGUCGAAGUCCACUACGCUCUGGUCGGCUUAGAAAUUGAAGAAAAGGCCGCCAUGAUCGAAGAGCAGAUCCGCAAAUGUAUGGGGGACAGAGUCAACGACUACAGCGUUUUGCACUUCCAGACUGUCGGUCGCGCUCCCGACGAUCCGAACGAUCAAGAUACAGCUACGGUCGACUUCCGGAUCUUGGCUCAGGCACGAAAAGCCGAGGCUGUGAAUGCAGAGAACUUUCUAGGGAAAGAAGAAGACUCCUGUAAGCGUCCCUCUGGCUAA